Messenger RNA from Physcomitrium patens, 1182 nucleotides. RefSeq names its product dirigent protein 11. The record is from RefSeq and is a predicted model, not a curated record. NCBI's taxonomy places the organism in Eukaryota, Viridiplantae, Streptophyta, Bryopsida, Funariales, Funariaceae.
GUGGUCGUUCCACAGGGAUUGAUCCAGUCGGGUAUAAGUAACAUGAGUGGAGUUCACUCACACCGUGUCACUCACAAAGCUUACAAUUGCCAUAUCAACUCAGUGCAAUCCGCAAACACUGUUGGUCUCUUCGAUUCCAGGCGAGACAACUUUCCCGAGGUAGCAAGUUAAGCAGCGAUGGCAAUCUCCGCAGCCGCCUACACCUUGUGUGUGGUGCUUUGCAUCUGCAGCUUUCAGACAUCGGUGUUUGCGGCGUCCAAGCCGCUGAAACUGACGUACUACGCUCACGAGACCCGCGGGGGACCCAAUGCCACCCUCUUGCCUGCUGCUGGAACCGGGCAGGGCAACUUCAGCGCCCUCGGAUGGGGAAGUUUCCUUGUGUUCGACAACGGAUUGAAGGAAGGAGCUGCACUCGACAGCAAGUUGCUGGGCAGAAUUACAGGAUUCGGAGCUAUAUCCACCGUCGGAGGAUCGGCAACGGGAGGCGUGCAGGUCACUAGCAAGUUCUGGUUCGGCGAUGGAUCCAAAUACCCCGGCUCGAGCUUCACAGUGGUGGGCACCCUGUCUUACGGCCCAACUCCCUGGGAAUUGGUGGUCAUCGGCGGCACUGGAAAGUUCCGAGGAUACUCUGGCUACGGACUGGCCCAGCCCGAGAACUCCACCACCGUGCCUCCGAUUUACGUGAACAAGUGGAACUUCUACCUCACCAAGAAGUAGACGACCACUAGUCGUGGUGAGGAUCAUAUGCAUAUAUCCUUUAGCAGCAGUGAAUGGUGGGUACGUUAAUAUGAUCCAUUCUUUCAUGCCAUAGUUGUAUUCCAAAAAUUGUACUUGAAGUUGAAAGGGCAAGCGAAGUUGCUAAUGACGAAAAAGUUGUUGCUCUCAAUAGUCAAUCGAAUGAUUUUGUCAAUAAAGGUCAGGAAGACAGAAGGGGAGUUUAAAGUGAAAACUGAGGAGGUAUUAUUUGAAUGAAAGCUGAUAAAGUUUUCUUGAGCUAGUGCUUUUGAGGACUUUCUUGCCAUGGUGUAUUCGAAAGUCACAACUGCCCGGGUAUAUUAUGAACGACAGGUUUUGUUCAAAGACUAGGCCAACAAAAAAUAAAAUUCCUCUUCAGUUGUGGGACAUGUAAUACAUCACGAAGAAUACCUUGUUGGUGUUAAUGUCGCCUCUCACAAGAAUCUA